AUGUCUGACGAAGAAUCUGGUGAAAAAAUGGUUAUAGAAGUUUCUGGAGAUAAUAAUAUAAGAAAAGAAAUUAUUUCUUAUCUUAGAAGCGGCAAAAUCGAUUAUAAUUAUCAAAUCAAGUCAAAUUUUUUUACAUCUGAAAAAAAUAAACAUAAUGAAAUAAUUGGUAUUUGGGAAGAAGAAUAUAGUAAUGAAGAUAAUAAGUCAAAAUUUAAAAUUAUGAAAGUAAUAUCAAAAAAAAGUCAUUUAAAGAAACAAAGUGUUGCUGGUCUUAGUUGUGAAAAAGAAAAUAGAAAGGUUCUUAAUACUUUUUUAUUAUGUUAUGUUGAAGAUGGUGAUGAUGUUAAUUAUGGUUCGUUAAAAGGGAGGGUUAUUCUUAAAGGUAUUGAUAAUAAAGCGAUUGAAAAAAUUAAAAGACAUCCUGAAGAAUUAGCAGUGGCAAUUUUUUUAAAAUCUCAUAGUGAUUAUGAAAUUAAAUUUAUUGGAAAUUAA
Racocetra persica is the source of this 492-nucleotide messenger RNA. The record is from the annotation of a GenBank genome assembly. NCBI's taxonomy places the organism in Eukaryota, Fungi, Glomeromycota, Glomeromycetes, Diversisporales, Gigasporaceae.